Menidia menidia (Atlantic silverside) is the source of this 429-nucleotide messenger RNA. Lineage: Eukaryota; Metazoa; Chordata; Actinopteri; Atheriniformes; Atherinopsidae. The record is from the annotation of a GenBank genome assembly.
AUGUCUGGAAAGAACUCUAAAAGUCGUUACACUAUUCAGACACAACUUCGGCCUGGUCUACAAGCCGCGACCGCGGCCUCAGGUGAGCCGUCGGCUCCUGCAGAGGUCGCCUCGACGCACGCUAACCUUGACACCACUGCCCUCAAACUCGAGUUGCUGGCCGCGCUGAGGAAAGAUAUCGCAGAUAUUUUUAAAAAGCAGCUGCAGGCUACUCUCGAGGAUGCUUUGUCUACUAUCAAGCUCGACCUGCAAGCGGUCAAGACAGAGCUGGCGAGUGAUAAAGCUGCUACCGAUGCUACCAUGUCCAAGCUUAAAGAGCCCCACUCCUGCCUGGAGGUCCGGAUAUCCCCCAGGCCCGUGCCCCGCAACCGCAGGGGACCACCACCUGACCGGAGGGCACGCCACUGCCACACCUGCAGCUCCUUGUAG